AUGGCUUCUUCUUCUUCCCUGCAAUUAUGGAGGUUUAGCUUCUUCUUGAUGGCAUCGACAUUGGCAAUGAUCAUCAGCAGCAAACCAACAGUUGCUGUAAUCUUCCGACCGAGCCCAUGGCAGCUUGCCCACGCCACCUUUUAUGGCGAUGAGACUGCCGCCGAGACCAUGGGAGGAGCUUGUGGGUAUGGUAAUCUGUUUGUCAAUGGCUACGGAACAGACACGGCGGCCUUGAGCUCAACUUUGUUCAACAAUGGCUACGCCUGUGGGACUUGUUACCAGAUUAAGUGCUAUCAAUCAAAAUGGUGCUUUUCACAGGUGCCGUUCACCACCGUGACGGCGACGAACCUUUGCCCGCCAAAUUGGUCUCAGGACUCCAACGCCGGCGGGUGGUGCAACCCACCUCGAACUCACUUUGACAUGUCCAAGCCUGCUUUCAUGAAAAUUGCACAGUGGAAGGCUGGCAUUGUCCCUGUCAUGUACCGCAGAGUGCCAUGCCAAAGGACAGGAGGGCUUCGAUUCGCCUUCCAAGGAAAUGGGUACUGGUUGCUGGUGUAUGUGAUGAAUGUUGCAGGUGGAGGAGACAUAUCUGGAAUGUGGGUGAAGGGGAGCAGAACAGGGUGGAUAAGCAUGAGCCACAACUGGGGAGCUUCAUACCAAGCAUUUGCAACUCUGGGAGGCCAAUCUCUUUCCUUCAAGAUCACCUCAUACUCAACCAAGGAGACCAUAAUUGCAUGGAAUGUUGCCCCUGCGAGCUGGAAUGUUGGGCUCAGUUAUAAGACAAAUGUCAACUUCCACUGA
Molecule: messenger RNA, 801 nt
Organism: Corylus avellana
Lineage: Eukaryota; Viridiplantae; Streptophyta; Magnoliopsida; Fagales; Betulaceae
Product: expansin-A7-like
Biological process (GO): plant-type cell wall organization
Cellular component (GO): extracellular region
Source: RefSeq, a predicted model, not a curated record